This is a messenger RNA of Gallus gallus (chicken), 1687 nucleotides long. It is a transcript of the gene SCARI94, whose product is annotated as PIT54 protein. Lineage: Eukaryota; Metazoa; Chordata; Aves; Galliformes; Phasianidae. The transcript has 7 exons. The record is from RefSeq and is a predicted model, not a curated record. Gene Ontology annotation, cellular component: membrane. The coding region runs from base 35 to 1444 and encodes 469 amino acids.
CUGCUUCCUCCCUGCAGUAUUUUCUGUGACCAACAUGAGGUUCAUCCUCCUGCCAUGUCUUUGGGCUUCCCUUGCAGGAGUCCUGCUGGCAGAUGUAGAUACCAGUACAGCUGAAGUUCGCCUGGUGGAUGGUCCAAACAGAUGCUCUGGAAGAGUCGAGGUGCUUCACAAUGAUGUCUGGGGGACUGUUUGUGAUGAAGGUUGGGAUUUACGGGAGGCCAGGGUGGUGUGCAGGCAGCUGGGCUGUGGGACAGCAUUAUCAUCCCCCAAGAAGUCAAAAUAUGGAGAAGGGAAGGGCCAGAUCUGGCUGAGUGAUUUGGACUGCAAAGGGACAGAAGGGUCCCUCUCCAACUGCAAGUCGAAGCCAUGGGGAGAAAACAUCUGCAACCAUGUGGAAGAUGCCAGCGUGGAAUGCUCAGGGACAGAAAUACCUGAGCCAGGGCCACUUCGUCUCGUGGGAGGCCCAAACCGAUGUGCUGGAAGAGUCGAGGUUCUUCACGAAGAGCAGUGGGGCAGCGUGUGCCAUGAUGAAUGGGAUAUCAAUGAUGCUCAAGUUGUGUGCAAGCAACUGGGUUGUGGGGAUGCAGUGCUGGCCCCAAUUGCAGCAAAGUUUGGGCGAGGAACUGACACCAUCUGGCUGGAUGACGUGAACUGCACAGGGUCGGAAGCAUCUCUCUCUGAAUGCCAGGCAAGGCCGUGGGGGGACCACAAUUGUUAUCACGGGGAAGAUGCCAGUGCAAUUUGUUCAGAUUCGGGGAUCAGCAUCUCCACUUCAGUUCGCCUGGUAGGAGGCCCCAACCGCUGCUCUGGAAGAGUUGAGGUGCUUCACAACAAUGUCUGGGGGACUGUGUGUGAUGACAACUGGGAUUUACGGGAGGCUAAAGUGGUGUGCAAACAGCUGGGCUGUGGGACAGCCCUAUCAGCCCUGCCGGAGUCAAAAUAUGGAGAAGGAAAAGGCCAAAUUUGGCUGAGUGAUUUGAACUGCACAGGGACAGAAGGAUCUCUCACUGAAUGUGAAGCAAAGCCAUGGGGAGAGAAUGUCUGCAAUCAUGUAGAAGAUGCCAGUGUGGAGUGCUCAGAGACAGAUAUUUCUGAGAUUGGACCAGUUCGGCUUGUGGAUGGCCCAAACCAAUGUGCUGGAAGAGUUGAGGUGUUCCACGAGAAUCGUUGGGGUAGUGUGUGUGAUGACAAUUGGGAUAUGAAGGAUGCCAAGGUGGUUUGCAAGCAGGUGGGCUGCGGCUCACCGCUGUCAGCCUUGGGAAGUGCCCGCUAUGGUAGAGGGCCAGAUGUCAUCUGGCUGGAUGAUGUGAAUUGCGAGGGGACAGAAGAAAGCAUCUUUGACUGUAAGGCAAGGCCGUGGGGUGAACACAACUGCUAUCAUGGAGAGGACGCUUCUGUUUUCUGCACAGUUAACAAGAAUCUGGAGGAGACAGAAACAUCGUGAGUGCCACACUGUCCCCAUCAGACUGUGUUCAUAUUGUCACAUGAGGUGGGCCAGCAAAGUUGCAUGAAUGGCAAAGAUGUUACAGAGACUUUCAUCUGCCACACUGGGAUUCAGGGAUUGGCAAAACCAUUCCUAACCCUUUGAAUGAUCAGCAAGCUCAGUUAUAACUGCACCAAUGGAAAAGGUGUCAUUCCCACAAAAAGCAAACAUCACAGAGUAUCAAUAAACUUCCCCUAAAUCUGA